CUGAAACGAGAGGAGAGUUAGGUUUCACAAUAAAACAGGAAGUGCAAGACAAGACAUGACGCUCGUGAACAAAACACAUUAACAGACUUGACGAGACACAACAGGCACAAACUUUCAACAUUAAAUAGGAAAUUACAGAACUUCAGACUCAAAAUCAUGACGAUCUCAAUAACUAUUAAAUCGUCAUGAAACGUUGUAAAGACAUUGAUGGUCUCCAGAGGAAGCCUCGUUGGGGAUCCCUGAACUUUUCCACUUGAAGGUCAGACAUUUGGUGCACAGUAGUGCUCAGAAGACUAAACUCUCUAUCUUGUGCAUCUAUCAGGUCAACAGUUGAUUAUAUAUAAUACAUUGGUUUAUGACCCAAUACCUGCAUCAGCCUCAGCUGUACUUUGUAUUUUGUGCUGAUUAGCUAUUGUUGGCAUUGAUAACAUGCUAAAUUAAAAUGGUGAACAUGUUAAGCAUGAGCAUGUUAGCUGAUGUAGCUGAUGCAGCUGAUGUUAGCAUUUAGCUAAAAGCUGUGCUAAUAGCUGCUAGCAUGGCAGUAGACUCCCAGCUUUGUCACAUUGUCUGUAGUAACAACAAGACAAAAGUAAACCCUGAAUAACCAGACUCUUAUUGACAGCAUUGUUUAACACAAUGAAACUGCUGCAUUUCAAUUCAAUAAAUGACUUUGAUUUUUACCAAUGCAUGUGCUGACAUGGAAUAUCAAAUGUAAACAAAAUUGCACCUGAGACAGAAGAAACUUGGCAUUUUAAAUGGCAUUUAAAGGGUGCAUAGUCUCAUAAACGAGAUAUGUAGGCCUUUCACUUUUUGUUGUGAAGAUUCUUUCUAAAAUUCUAAAAUCUAUUGCUUGAAAAAGAUCUUUACCUUUAAAGUUUUGAAGCUCCCAAGAUACAAAAAAACACAAAACAAAAACCCCUCACUUGCAGCCUUUUUAUUUCCUUUUGGAGCGUGGCUCAUCACCAUUACAGCAUGAGACAGGCAUCAGAAUUGGCUUUAUUGGCCAAGUAAGUGUGUACAUGCAAGGAAUCUGACUCUGGUUUUACACUCAGUGUACUUGCAGAGGUAAAAACAAACAGGCACUGACUGAACACUGAACAUAUGGACAGUUCCCAUACGAUUUUCUAUAUCAAUAUAACAUCAUUAAAAAAAAUCCUGUGUGUCUUCCCAAGGGCCUUCAAGAAGCUUGGAGCAUACGGGUUGUGGCAGCAUUAUGCAGGACUCCAGUGACUGGACUAAACUUGAACCUGAAGUCAACAGUACAGAUGCAGAUGAGACUCCAACUUACAGCCUUCAGUCUGAAGCAGGAAGGUUUGAAUGCAGUGUGUCUGGCAUACGGUGGCUCUGUCAGGAAAAGGUCGGUUUGAAGUACCAGUUUUGCUCAUGGGAGGAACCAAUGGAGAGGAUGGAAAACAUUCAGUACAUGCCUGCAGGUCCCCUUAUUGACAUCACAGUAAUUGCUGGGAAGUUAGCUGAAAUAUACCUGCCACACUGGAUCUGCAUAGAUGACAUCCCUAAAAUAUCAGACAAGUUUGCAGUCUUACACAUAAAUGACUGCGGAGACGUUGUGGAAAAAGUGUCUGAGGUCACACCGUCACACGUCAAGUUACCCGAACCAGAUUUCUCUCCGAGAGCGGUCCUGAUGAAAGCUGGCGCUCCAGUGAGCUGGCGCUGUAAGGUGUUAAUAUAUCAGACCAACACAGCGUUCCUGACUCUCCACGUGUAUCUGAUCCCAUGUGAUCCUGCUCUACAACAGGCAGUGGACAAGAUUAAACUAUCCUGUGGAUACAAAGUGAUCCAAAAGCCAUAUCCAGAGAAGUCCCUGAAAAUGGGUCAUCGUUUCAUCCUAACAGCAGAUCUGGAUGGUGCAAAACUCUGUCCUGAAAACUUAAAGCUCAGAUAUGAAAGCAGAGAUCCAAAUUUCUUUGAAGUGUAUGUUGAAAAUCCUGACAGAAACAUCACACUCAGCCUCACAGAAAAAAAUACGCAACAACCAGUCUGGACCUGUGAAAUUCGAAGAGAUGAAUACCAAAGCACUGGUCGUACACAAGGGGAGCACUUUGUGGAUAGACACCAGUGUGAUCUGAUCAGUAGAGUGAGCAACAUACAACCAAUCUUGGAUAAUCUCCUGAAAAAAGGUGUGAUCCAACAAGAAGAGAAUGAUGCAAUCAGGGCCCUCCCGACCACUCAGGAGAAGAUGAGGAAACUCUAUAGUGGUGCCCUGAAAGCUGGCGGACAUGCAGGCAAAGACAUCUUCUACGAAAUCCUCAAGGAGAAGGAGAAACUGCUUGUUGAUGAUCUCCAGAAGAAGGAGUCAUAAAUACUGUGACCGUGGUUUAAGUUUUUGGACCAAACAUAGACUGUGGCUACCUGAACCAAACAGUUUUAUAGAGAGCAUUUAUCCUGGUGCUCUAUCUACCUGGUCUUUUCUAUAUUUUUCUUAAGCUUGACUUUUGACAUUCUGUGGUAUUCAUAAAAGAAUAAAUAAGGUUGCUCAAACAUUUUAUCUAAGAAAAGGAAGAAUGUACAGUAUAUAUAAGGGGAUUGUGGGCCAAUGGCAAAGACAAAUUCUGGUGUCAUGUGCAAAAGACUUCAAAAACCUCCGUAAAGCUACAAGCACAGUUAUAAUCUGACCAUCAGUCUCCCUGUAUUUUAAUAUGUGAAUAAAAGAAUAUCCUCCAGGAAAUUGCAUCACAAACAGCAUCAGAGUAAAUAGGAAUGGAAAUGAAGUCCCAGUUAAACUUGGUGUCGUCAGCGCUGUCGGAAAAACAGGUGGCAGAAUUUGCUUUCCAACUAACGGUUAUGAAAUUCAAGCGUAGUGCCUUCAGGGUGAGACAAGGGAGUGAGUGUCCCCCCACACUCAUGUCAGUCAGGUUGUGAGGAAACAAAAAAACACUUCCUUGCUAUACUAACAUGUUCACUCACUCUGUUUAAGCUCUGUAUUUGGUCUGGACAGCUGAGACACAAGGUGUGUGGACAUGCACUGAGGCCACGGCACCAAUCAACACACUGACAAAACUUCUAAUGUACGAAAGAUGUGGAACAUUUUAACAUAUCUAAGCCCUGUGUGUGUGUCAGACUAGCACACUUGGUAACGACUAAUAAGUUGGAAUUGUUAGUUGAUGUGUUUCUUGUGAAAAAGUGCCAGAUUUAAAUGUAUUUUUCAAUGGCUUUAAGCUGUAUUUCUGAAAGUGUAAUUACUCAGUUACACCACAAGAGGGAGUAUCCACUAAAGUUAGAGCUAGUAUUAGUUGGGCAGAGGCUUAGAGCUAUUGGCUCAAGACUUCUUAGUAGUGAUAUCAUAAUGUCAGGUGAAACGUUUUGUCUCGCAGUGUGUCAGGUGUGAAGUAAUUUCUGUGCUGAACGGCCUAAAACAUACAGCCUGGUUACUGUCACAUAAACUGCAGGUGAUGUGUUAUGGUCUAAGUUUUGUUUUGCUUCUGUGUGUUUGGAGGGUGUCUGCACCCUAGGCCUCUGUUUCUUUCUACAGCACUGCAGGCUAUGACUGGGGGGGCGUGGCUGACCUACUUUCUGGCUGUGUGCAGCUGGGCACACCUGAUGGCACUCUGUAGCCAAUUCACCUCUCCAUAAAGACCGGCUCUUCCUCCACCACUCUGCCAGAUAAUUCCGUCUCAUUCGGUAGUGCCAGGUUCAGGUGGUUUUGUCAGAGUCCUCUGAAAAUUCUUCCUGUUCUGAUCAUUUUGCCUGUGUGUUUCUUCGAUAGGUGCCUUGCCGACGCACCCCUUCUAAGAUCUUCAGCCAGCCUCCAGCAGCGGCAGCCUGCAAAGUUUUUCCUUUGUUGUUUGAAUUUGGUGCACCCUUUUUCUGUGUCUCUGGUGAGACAAUAAAGACAUUGACUAACUGCCUUAACGUCUCCUGCCUUUUUGGGUCCAGCUUAGCAUCCGGGCCGUAACAUGAUGUUGUUGAAGAAGCAGACACCUAUAAAACCAUGUGGAACAGAUGAGUCUGAAUAAUGAGCUUAAAAGAAAACUGUUUACGUCUAUUGAAAAGGGAUAUAUGAGCUUAUUAUUAUUGAUGGUUUGAGAUGGAAAUAUUAUUGCCGAAGAAUGUUGUGAAUUAUGAUUUUGUAUUCUCGAUUUAUUAUUCAUUCAUGUUUCUCAUGCUAUAUUCAUCAACUAACUUGUUUUAUGGAAAAUUAAGUAAGAAGUUGACUAACGAUAUUCUGAAAAUAGUGUUGUAGAAGAAAAAGAUGAUUGUAGUUUGUAUAAAUGGAACCUGAAUGGAGAUUUUGUUUAGAUGACGGAUCAAUAAAUUGUACAUAAAGGAAACCAGUGGCCAGUGGAGGAAAGUAACUAAGUACAGUUACUCAAGUCCUGUACUUAAGUGCAAAUUUGUGUUACUUUGAGUCUUUGCUCCUCACGCCACUUUCUACUUCUACUCCACCUUUAGAGUGAAAUAUUGUACUUUUUUAUCCAUUUUACAGCUUUUGUUACUUUACAAAUAAAGAUUUAAUAUGAGCUCAUAAGA
Messenger RNA from Chelmon rostratus (copperband butterflyfish), 4488 nucleotides. RefSeq names its product NACHT, LRR and PYD domains-containing protein 1 homolog. Gene Ontology annotation, biological process: inflammatory response; regulation of apoptotic process; innate immune response. The coding region runs from base 1214 to 2320 and encodes 368 amino acids. NCBI's taxonomy places the organism in Eukaryota, Metazoa, Chordata, Actinopteri, Chaetodontiformes, Chaetodontidae. The record is from RefSeq and is a predicted model, not a curated record. The transcript has 8 exons.